Messenger RNA from Clarias gariepinus (North African catfish), 7835 nucleotides. It is a transcript of the gene akap6, whose product is annotated as A kinase (PRKA) anchor protein 6. The transcript has 15 exons. The record is from RefSeq and is a predicted model, not a curated record. NCBI's taxonomy places the organism in Eukaryota, Metazoa, Chordata, Actinopteri, Siluriformes, Clariidae. The coding region runs from base 172 to 6768 and encodes 2198 amino acids.
UCCGCUGCUCCGCGCUCCUCGAGGCCGCAGUGUCUCAGCAUACACACACACACACGCACACACACACCUCCCCCACAUCACAGGCGCACUCACGCCCUGAGCACGCGAUGGAGUAAAGCGCAGAUCAGUCUGUUGAAAGUCCCCAGCGUUCGGAUCUAGAACAUUUUCACCAUGAGCAUUGUGGCGUCACCAGUGAUCAGUGAGGCUGCCUCGCCUAUGAUCACCUCUGUCACUCCCACCUUAGAGUCCAGCCCUAAACAGUGUCCAUGUGGGCCUAAUGAAAGUGGAGAUAAUGUGAGCACAGAUCGCCGCCAGAAGUAUCAAAAACCUCCUCCCCUGCACACUGGAGCGGACUGGAAGGUGGUGCUUCACCUGCCAGAGAUUGAGACCUGGCUGAGAACUACAGCAGAGAGAGUAAGAGAUCUUACACAGUCUGUGCAGCAAGACAGUCUCAACAGGCAUGUGGAUGCUCAUCUUGUGCAGCUAAAGGACAUCUGUGAAGACAUAUCAGAUCAUGUGGAGCAGAUCCAUGCGUUGCUGGAGACUGAGUUCUCCCUGAAGCUGCUGUCAUAUUCGGUGAACAUCAUUGUAGACAUCCGCACUGUGCAGCUCCUUUGGCACCAGCUCCGUGUGUCUGUUCUGGUUCUGAAAGAGAGGCUUCUCCAGGGCCUGCAGGACUCCAACGGCAACUACACUCGGCAGACAGACAUACUGCAGGCUUUUAGCCAAGACCACGACCAGGCUCGACUGGACUCUCUGACAGAAGUGGAUGACUCUGGUCAGCUAAUUAUUAAGUGUAGUCAGGACUACUUCUCCCUGGAUUGCGGCAUUACUGCAUAUGAACUAAGCGACUACAGCCCCAGUGAAGACCCAGAAGAUCGAGAUUCGGGUCAAGAACCACGCUCUCUCUAUCCUGAGCUGGAGCGAGACUUUCCUGAAUUACUUCAGAGUGUGGAUAUUCUAACUAUUGCUGCUUCUAGACAAAACCAAGAAUCUUCAGCUACAGAGGAGGAAUCAGCCAAAACCACCCAGGAUUCUGAGGGUGAACUAAUAAGAUCCUCCCAGGGGCCUGUGGAGGAACCAGUUGAUUUGACUCAGGAGACCCAGAGCAAGCCCAUGGACCAGACACCAUACAUAGACACAGCUAUGCAGGAAGAGUAUGAAGUCGGAUUCUCCAAGCGUCCACUCCAAGGCUCUCAAAGUAAUGCUGUGUCACCUACUCAGCCCUCCACGCCCAAGAAGCCCAUGUAUGUGGAAGCAACGCGCCUCCAGUACCAGAGUGACCUUAGUAGAAGCACACCCUCUCUUGUGGAUCUGCCUGAUCGUUCCAAAUUCUGGUUGGACCUGAACACAGUGUAUCCCAGCAGUGGAAGUCAGUCAGAAGAAAAUCUUUGCAACAUGAAUGCGAAGAACCGGCAUGCGAGCCACCAAACAGCUUUCCAGAAGCGCAGAGUUCAAAUAUCCCUUCAAAGACGCUCAUCCGCUGCUGAGCAGGAAAAUAACACUGAACAUAGUAACCUGUACUCACGCUUAAAGAACAAGCACUCCAAAACCAUGCAGGUGAGCAGUGACUCCUCCACUCCUCUACCAUCUUCAGGGGAAGAAACUUCUAAUCACGAUCCACAAGAAAGCUCUUCCAGUCUCGAUGAUCAUCUUCCUGCAACAGGUUCGGUGUGGAUCAUGCCGAAACAGCCUUCUCAUAUGAUCGACAAGAACAGUAGCCCAAAAGAAGAUUGCUGGUAUGGCUCUGAGGAGUUUCUUGCUCUUCCUGCACAGCUGAAGAAGACUGAGAUGCUGGCCUCAAAGUUGGAGAGUUUGGCUCAGGCUUUACCCCCAAGAUCCCUGCAACAGUCUGUUCAGGACGUGGACAAUUGGGAGCUGACUGAGGCAAACACAGAAUGGGAGACCAAUACUCAUCUCUUUUCUCCUCAGCCCAAUGGGAAGCAAUUCUCAACAGGGAGGUUUUCAUCCUCGUCUAGUGAUGUGGCUGCCUCUGUAGAUGAAAGUAUUGAGUCUGGACCUCUUAGUGACUUGGUGUCAGAAGAUGAGAGCGUGUGGUAUGCACCUAAAUCUGGAAAAGCUGAGAGGAUUACCGUGGAACCUGACACCUCCAGAAUGGUGCUCCACUGUACGCCACUGAUCAAGAAGCUGCUGGAAGACAUCCAGCACCAGGAGAACUACCAGGACAUUUGGGGAAAGUUGGAGGGCUUCGUCUCCAAGCUGGAUGAGUUUAUCUUCUGGCUGAGGGAAGCGCUGGAGAACACAGAGAACUGGACGCCACCACAAGCCGAUAUCGACAACCUCAGUCAUUACCUGGAAACGCACCUUAGCUUCAAGCUGAACGUGGACAGUCACUGUGCGCUAAAAGACAGUCUACUGGAGGAGGGGAGGCAACUGCUGGAACUCAUCACCUGCCACAAAUCAGGCCUCCGGGACAUGCUCCAGAUGAUUGCACACCAGUGGCAGGAGCUUCAGAGGCAGAUCCGCCGGCAGCACGGUUGGAUGCUGCGCACACUGGACACCAUCAAAGCCCAGGUUCUGGCCACUGAGAGACACGAGGACUCUAAUGACUUGGAGGACCGCGAUCUUUAUGCUAGCUCUGAGGUGCAGCAGUGCUACCGAGAGGCCCAGAGGGAUAUUCUGGAUCAGAUGAGUGUGAAACUUGGAAGUCAGCAGUGCUGUUCCAGCUCCAGCAGAAACAAAAACGUCUCUUUCAUGUCCAAGUCCAGCAGCCUAUCAGAGUUCGAGAGUGAGUACCAGGGACUCUGGGAUUGGCUGAUGGACAUGGAGUCCAUCGUGACGGACAGCCACGAGCUGAUGAUGUCAGAGGAGCAACAGCAACAUCUCUAUAAGGGGAAUCGUGUAGAGAUGGCCAUGUGGCUCCCGAAGAAAACGCAACUCUUGGGUUGGGCUGAGAGUCUGAAAAGGAGUAGCAUCGAGCUGCCUGAUGACUUUGAGGAACGCAUGACUGCUCUCAGGGUCAAGUGGGAUCAGCUAGAGAAGAGCCUAGGAGAGCCUGUGGAGGUGCGUACGAGUGACCCAGGUACCUGUGGGGUGCUCUCUCCAGGCACCAGCAGCAUGGUGGCUCAGCUGGAGCUCAAGAUCAAGGAGUUGAAGAGCUGGCUCAGAGACACUGAGCUCUUCAUCUUUAACCUGAGCUUUCGGGAGGACGCGCAGCAUCACGGCCACGCAGACGCCGCCUGCGAUGCCCACCAAUCUCCGUUGCCAGACCAACAACUAGACCCAGAACAAAACCAGAACCAAGACCCGCAAGCAGAGCCACAAGCUGUCAAGCAGCUGGACCGCUUCAAGGUUCUAUGUGUGGAGGUCCGAGGUCGGAGGAAGGGGUUAGCCUCAGUUCUGCGCCUGUGCCAGAGGCUCCUAGAUGUGCCCGAGGAGCAAAGCUCUGAGGCCGAUCGCCAGUCUCUGCGGCUGCUACAGGUGAACCUCGAGAGGCGCUGGGAGGCCAUCGUCAUGCAAGUGCUCCAGUGGCAGAGUCACCUCAAGCGCACUCUGGGCCGAGACCAGGUUCUAGGAAAUCUGAUCGAACCAUCACUUAUAGAUCUCCGUGGCUCAUCUGAAGACUCUUGGGAAUGGGAUGAGAUGGAUAUGACCAUAGUUAAUAUGGAGUCACAUGAAAGCGAUGAGCAAAGCGAUUCAGAAAAGCCCCAGGAGGAACCUUUAGGGACAGUCUGUCAUACACAAAGCAGAAUGAGCUCGAAUGCCCCUCAGUCAACUAGCCCACCUUCAUGUGUUUAUCAGGUGUUCAGUUUGCACAGUGUCGAAUUAUACCAACAACCACAGUUGUCAAUAUCUUCAAAUAUAGCUAAGGAGAAGCAGCCACUGCUAAAGAGCUUAAGCAAGGACUCUUCUUUCUCCUCUGUGGAGUCACUUCCUGACAUCAUAGCAGGGCUUGUUAGUGGGAAACAAGGCUUGCUGACAGAUUCAGCCAGGAGAUCGGAAAGUGAGAGUGGAAUAGUCAGUGAGGGCGACACUGAACCAACAGCCAAUUCUGAGAUCUGUCUGCUUUAUCAGAGUGAUGAUCCAAAGGUUCAAGUUACUCUUAAUCCCUUGAUCCAUUCAGACUCACCUUGUAUAGACAGAGUCUUAGAUGAAGACAAAGAUAAGAUACUGGAACGUGCUAACAAGUGUGCUGAGCUUGGAGACAGUAUGGCAAAGGAGACAAAUGACCAACAAUAUUUCACUGGAAAGAAAAAAGGAGAUGAAUCUAGAGAGAGCAGAAAGAAGCACAAAAAUGAACCGGUGGAGAUUCUUAUUAAUGGGUGUUGUCUCAGUCCUGAAUCUGAGGACGAGGGUCAUGAAACUGGAGCUUUCAGUGCUGGGUAUGAUGAUGAUGAGGGUAAGGUCAGACGAGUGUCCACUCACUUAUCUCAGGGGUCUUCCCUAGAUUCACUUUAUGCUGUGGGUGAAUUCUUUCCAGCGUGCAAAGAGACCCUUACACGUAGCAUGUCCCUGGAGAGCUGGCUUGCUCCAUGUAAGAGUUCAGGAGAAGCAGGCAGUCAGAGCAGUCUGGGAGAUUUGAGCCUGGCCACAGAGACCACUGGGGAGCUGAGCAGACGAACUCUGGAGCUUCUGAAACGACUCGAAAACAUCCAGACCCCUCUUGCCCAGAAGAUUACUCGCAGCAUUUCUGAUAUUACCCUUCCAGGCAGCUCUCUGCAUCUUCUGGGGAGGGGGCCUCGUUCUGGGGGUGCCCCUUCCUCUAUCAACGAGAGUUUGGCAGCUUCUCUUACAGAGCUGAGUAGCAUUGAGGACUCAUCAGCAGCUUCUGAGGAUCUAGCUGUGCAGAAAAAACGCUGCUUGGCUGCCAAUUCCAAUACAUCCUUCCGGAAGCAUAGCCGCAGCCAACAACUGACAGAUGAGACAGACGCCAGUGUCAGCAUGGUAGUGAAUGUGUCAUGUACCUCAGCCUGCACUGAUGAUGAGGAUGACAGCGACCUGCUUUCCAGUUCUACUCUCACUCUUACUGAGGAAGAGUUGGGCAUCAAAGAUGAUGAAGACUCCAGUAUUACCUCUGAGGAGGAGUAUAUAGAAAGGUCAUUUGUACUGGGAUUGGACUAUAUGAAGGGCGAAUUUCAGAGCUGGGUCAAACCCAGAGCCCAAAACAGGGAAAAAAAUGAGGCAGAUCUUGGUGAUGAGUUGCAGUGUGGAACUCUGUCUAGAGAUAGUCUGUCACCUGCAAGUACCGUCAGUGAUCGGAAUUUCUUGAAUCGGGCUGCUCUGAAGCUCCUGGAGUCAAACUCCAAUACUAAAAAUGACAGCCUUAAGAAACAGGAGGUAGACAGCCACCGGACAGAUGCUACCAGAAAUUACAUCAGCAGUUUUGUUGAUGACAUGGAGAAUGGCAAUGUGGAUAGCUCUCACCUCAAAGGGAAGGAUGAAGAUGAGCUCCUUAGAGAGGAAGGGAGUCUUUUUACCAAGAAAGGAGAAUCCUUUAAGGAUUGCUACACCAUGGAUGAUUUAAAGGGAGAUGUAAUAAGUAUGGUAGCUGCCAUUUCCCCAUCCUCAUGUAGGCAGAUAAACUUGCAGUCCCAAGAAUCAACUUUGGAAGGUCAGCUGAAAGGAGAACUACCAUGCCACAACUCUCAUCAUUCACCCCCUUCUCUGUCACCAGUAGAGGAGUGCUCUAUCUCUCACCACAGCAUGCUGGGAGCAGCUCAUAUGAGCUCCCAAGAGCAGUCAGCUUCCUUCCCAAAUCACAUCCAUGAAAAUCACAGAGAGAGCUCAUCAGACUGUUGUAGCCACCAGACAUUUCCUUCUAAAGAGGAGAAAAGUGAAGACGUCCAUAGCUUUGUGAUGGAGAUCAUUGACAUGGCAUCAGUAGCACUGAAGACUAAAGAUGUCCAAGCAGAGCAAUCUCAGGAAUCCUCAAGUCCUGCCUCAACUUCCCAGAUCAAAGAGAAAGUCCUUGAACAUUCGCAUCGGCCAAUCCACCUACGCAAGGGUGAUUUCUACUCUUACUUAUCGCUUUCCUCUCAUGAUAGUGAUUGUGGCGAGGUCAGUACCUGCACGGAGGAAAAGGGUAGCACCCCAGUCCUCUCCAGAACCCCAGAAAUCCAUGAUGAAGAGCCUCUAUUUCCGGCCUGCACAGAAGAGGUCUAUUUAGGUCCUCCGCUCUGCUACAGCAUGUCCAUUAGCAAAAGGCCCAUGAGACGCAGCACCAAACUAAUAGACUCCUUCUGUCCCCUGAGCCAAGCACCUCCACCACCCAGUAAUGAAUACCAAAAAGCACACGGUAUUUCUCCAGGAAGUAUAGCUGGAACCCAGCCACAGUGCCAUAAUGAGGCUCCUUAUCUUAAUCCUUUACCAUGUGAAACCGUGAUAGACACUGUUGAAUGUUUUGCAGAUACUAAAAUGCUUGAAUCCAAUAUUUCCCCUGUAAUGACUAAGAUAAGAGUCUCUUGCUCCAGUACAAAUCCUUUAAAGGAGGAAAGUGGACUCUAUAUUAAUCCUAAAAUUAACUGUCCCCCGAUAAGUAAAAGUGAUAGGGAUGAAAGAGGUGAUGCUUCACAGUGGAUGAAACAGAAGAAUGUCAGAAAAGGGCGCAGCUCUCCUCAGGAAGCCAAGUCAGCUCAUAAACAGUCGGCAAGGUCAGAGCAUGGUGCUGGACCGGUGGAGACAGACCGCAGGGUUUUGCUCAGUGCACGCCGUUCAGACAGCGCGUCAGCGGUGAGGAGUGGAGUGAGCAGCAGACCCCAGGCCAAGAGACUCUCAGGAAAUCGUGCCAUCCCUGCCUGUAGGCCCUGACUUUAGCAGAUCUGCUGCUGCGUAGUUAUACUCUGAGCUGGGAUUUACCUCGAUCCUGGUGCAUGGACCUUCCACCUAGCACUGCAAUACGGCUCCAGUGCUCACUCCUGAUUUUUGACCCCAAAGACUUCAUAGUGGCAUCAUCCUUCUGUACUCACUGCUCAUUGUGGACUGAGCUACCUCAUCGUCUUCCACCGAACACCCCAAGAAACAAUAGUGCACUCUCUUCAACACACACGUACACAAACACACACAUACACACACACACACACACACACACACACACACACACACACACACACACACACACAGUAGCUUUCACUGUCCCAAUACAUGCACAUGGCUUUGCACAUCUGUAUUUGUCAUUUGCAUUUCGAGGGUCAGACGUGAGGCGCAGCACAUUGUAGAGGUCCGCAUUUAGACUACAUAUACAGUAUGUGACCUUUGUCUCUCUCAGUCAGUCUGCAAAGCUGCUCCAGUUUUAUUCACUUCCACUCUGCGUAAGAAAACGCUUUAGCAGACAGAUCCACAGACUGUUAAACUAAGCAAGUGUUGAGAAGAGCUAACUAUGCAACUCAACAUGUGGGUGUAGUCGUGUGGGAUUGAUAUUCUGCUGUUUGAUGGGAUGCUGUUCACUGUUUCUGUUUCUUUAUUUUAAUCCCAGAUAUCUGGAGAAAAAUCAAAGAAGUGUUUUAAACUUUUACAUUUUUGUGCCUUGCUGAUAUUUCUUAUAACUUUUGUUAAAAAACACUGCUUUUUUCCCUGUUCAGUACUUAGUGAGAGAGAAUUUACUUACAAAAUAAGGUUGAGGCUAAUUGAAUGGGUAUCUGUAUAUAUGUAUACUGUACAUUCAGAUCUUGGUGUACAAUGACAAUAUGAAUUAUUCGUGUUCGUGUUACGACUCUGUUCUGUGAUGUGGUUAAUUAUAAGCCUUAACGUGCUACAUUGCAUGGUUGAGAAUAUACCGACUCUUCAGAAAUAAACAUAAUUUAUUGAAAAUUUGUCUAAAAUGUGUACUUCUUCCAAUUGUAAGAUCAUACAAUACUCCAUCUAUCAGUCAUGAUCAG